AUGGGCAUUGGUUCCUUAUGUGGGAGCUGCAUAGACUUGCGUUUGGGCUUCUGGACCUGGGGUUCGGUGCAAGGGCUUUCCAAAAGCAUAAAAAGGUCAGCUUUAGAUAAGAAUAAGGGCAUUCUUGAUUUGUUUCGAAUUCAGAGCUUGAAGAAAGAGAUGCUGCAGGAAAUGAUCCAACCGCAGGAAGAGCUUGCAAUGGAGGAACUCUCCAGCCCCAUUGCCUCCCAAAUCCUCGACUUCUGCGACGACAUCAAAGACCUGUUUCCCGACACCCUCAGGACCUCUGAAGUCUCUUCCUGCUCCGGCGGUGGCGGUGGCAUCGACCCAUCCCCCUGCUACGACGACAACUCAUUCAUUCCCCCCUCCGCCUUCUCCCCUCUUCCUUCUUCCAUGGAUCCUUCCGCCUUCUCUGCCCUGCUCGACUCCUCCCAGCCACCACCUGACGAUUUUGCCGCCGUCAUCUCCAGCUACCCACCCCCUCCACCGCUCCCUGUGCCGCCGACAAACCUCUCAGGCCACCCUGACCGAUGCGACAAGUCCGCGCUCGCAGAUGCGAUCGCCGACAGGUACACCGACUACUCGCCAAACUCCGCUGUCCAGCUUCUGGCGGGGCCGCUGCUGCCGCCGCCGCCGCCAUCGGUGUACGAGGAGGAAUGCUUGCCGUCAUACAUGUCAACGGUGUCGGCCUAUGUGGGGUUGGACCCGCCACCAUUUAUGGAUGCCGGCAUUGUAGGUGGCGGCGGCGGGCUUUACUUGGGAGGAGGUAUGAGUGUUUUGGAGGCUCAGCAGAGCUGGUAUCAAGGAGGGAUGAAGCUGGGGCCGCAGGAGACGGGGAUGGCUCCAAUGGACAUGGUCGCGGGCGGGAGAAGCAUAGAGUUCUACGGACAGUACUACAGCUCCACUGAUCUCCAGUUGCAGAAGCUCCUUGAUUUGAUUAUUUGUGUCUUGUUCUCUGUCAAGGUGCUCGGAGAUAGCCACCAACAUCUGGUGGGCGGUUGUGGCAGCCCCAAGCCACUGGUGGCUUCUGACGUAUCAGCAUGGGACGAUUCCAGCUACAAAGUAGGCCGCCUCUCUGUCGAGGAAAGAAAGGAAAAGAUCCACAGAUACAUGAAGAAAAGGAACGAGAGAAACUUCAGUAAGAAGAUCAAGUACGCAUGCCGGAAGACACUGGCAGAUAACCGACCUCGGGUCCGAGGAAGAUUUGCAAAGAAUGAUGAGUUUGGAGAGGCAGGAAGACCCAGUAGCUCCACCAAUCAGGAAUAUGAUGACCAUGAAGAAGUGAAUUCCUUGACUCUGCUCUUUCCUUGUCCCUUAAUUUAAUAUGCUUGCAGUCCGAACU
Phoenix dactylifera (date palm) is the source of this 1342-nucleotide messenger RNA. The record is from RefSeq and is a predicted model, not a curated record. Lineage: Eukaryota; Viridiplantae; Streptophyta; Magnoliopsida; Arecales; Arecaceae.